AAAGCAUUUACCUAAGGCUGGAUAGUGUGAGACCAUGCUAUUGAUGUCACUUCUGGUACUGAUGCUAAUUCAUUGGAGUGCAGCAGUACCUGUGAGAAGAGAAGUCUACAGAAUGCCACAAAAUAUGCUCAAAGCUCUCUCAAAUAAGGGCACAGUGGUGAUGGAGGCAGCAUUGGUCCGUGCUCUUACUGCCAUAGAUCAGGCGAUAGCAGACAGGAGCAGGGUAGAGGCCAGCUGCAUGGGCUGCAUGCCUUGUCUGUUUCAGGACUGCGGACAGCACACCGAAACAUGUGGAUCUGCAGAGUCUGUAUUAAUGGAACCGACUUGUGAGAUGAUGAGACAAACUCAAAGUUUGUCUGAAGAGGCUGAGAGAAGAUGGGCUCUAAGUCAAAUGUGUGGGUUUUACAAACGUCACUGCUCUACCUCAGAGCUUUACUCUGACUCCUGCAUCAGGAUCAUGGGAGAGAGCUGCAGCUCCAGGCUAUUACAAUGUAGUCUCAUUAAUGCUAUGCAGAAUUUAGAACCAGCCAUAGAGACCAGGACAAAGGCUUUGUGUGGGCAAAGGGUUCAAGGUGUAAAGACCCCUACACAGCCACGCUCACGGAUCAUGGGUGGCUCUCAGGCGCCCCGUGGCAGCUGGCCUUGGAUUGUCAACCUGCAGCUGAAUGGAGCUUUGAUGUGUGGAGGAGUCCUGUUGGACAGCUCCUGGGUACUCACUGCUGCACAUUGCUUCGCUGGAAGUCAAAGUGAGCAUUACUGGACAGCUGUAGUUGGAGAAUUUGACAUCACUAAAGCAGACCCUGAUGAGCAGGUCAUGAAAGUCAACCGCAUUAUCACACACCCAAAGUUCAACCCAAAUACAUUCAAUAAUGACAUUGCCCUGGUGGAGCUGAGCUCUCCUGUGGUUUUGUCAGAGCGUGUAAUGCCUGUGUGUUUGCCUUCUGACCCUGAGCCUCCCCCUGGAGCACCAUGUCUGGUGGCUGGAUGGGGCUCACUUUAUGAAGAUGGUCCAGCAGCUGAUGUAGUAAUGGAGGCAAUAGUUCCUCUGCUGUCUCAGAAUACAUGUAAAAUUGCCUUGGGCAAGCAGUUGCUCACAAGCACCAUGUUCUGCGCUGGCUAUUUGUCCGGUGGUAUCGACUCGUGUCAGGGAGAUUCUGGUGGGCCACUGAUUCUCCAGGAUCUUACUUCAGGGAGGUUUCAGUUAUAUGGUGUAACAUCAUGGGGUGAAGGCUGUGGUGAGAAAGGCAAACCGGGAGUAUACACUCGGGUUGUGGCUUACAAAGAUUGGAUCCUUUCUGAAAUCAAAAAAUCAUUUAGAAGCAGGGAACCUACAUGUGCAGAGCUUCUGAAGACUUCAGAGCUGUCAGAGGAGCAGCGCAUGUCUGAGUUCACCUCACUAUGCCAUUUCUACAUGCUGAGCUGCCCGAUAACCUUGGACCCAUCUGGGUGCCAGCGCCUAGCUCAGGACAACUGUCAGAGCCGCUUCGAAAAAUGUCAAUUGCAUUUGUUUCUGCAGACCCUGUUGGAUCUGUUGCAAAGGGCAGAUGAUUACUUUCGAGAUAAAGUGGACCUAACUCUCUUCAUCCAGAGUCUUCCCCAGCUGGUAGAACAUGUCUACAGUUCCUCAGUCCAUGUGCGAACAAGAAGACAAACCCUUAAAACAGUUUUUGCUCAAAGGAGGCACAGAAGGCAGCUGCUUGGUGGACAGCUCCAUGAAGCAGUGUGUCCUGGGGUAGCAAAGUUAGCACAGCAGGUCAUUGUUACCAAGGAGAUGUACAACUGGAUUCUAAACAUCACACCAAGCAACCUCAACAUGAACUUCCAAGAGAUUCUGGUUGACAUCAACACGAAAAAUGAACAUGGUCUAUAUGAAGCACGUGUCAAAGCAACAGUAGGCGGACAUCCUUUGAGCUUCUACAGUCUUGUGGGACUGGAGAAUGAUUCAUUUUAUAGGAGCAUGCCACACAUCAUUGCUCUAGCACUUGAUGCGCUAAAAACCCAAUGA
Molecule: messenger RNA, 2005 nt
Organism: Tachysurus vachellii
Lineage: Eukaryota; Metazoa; Chordata; Actinopteri; Siluriformes; Bagridae
Gene: prss56
Product: serine protease 56
Exons: 13
Coding region: 35-2005 (656 amino acids)
Biological process (GO): proteolysis
Molecular function (GO): serine-type endopeptidase activity
Source: RefSeq, a predicted model, not a curated record